CAUUAAAGUCUUGAAACAUUUGAAAUAAUUGGCUGAGCAACAAGUUUUCUAUUUUCCAUCUAUUUUCUAACAUUUUAACCACUAAAAAUUAAAACGCUUGUAAACCAGUGAAUUAAAAAAAAAAAAUGGAAGACAAUGCAAAUAACGGAGAGCAACGAGAGAUCGGCCCAAUUGAAAAUGCUUGGUCGAUGAAAACUCCCAAGUUUACACCGGAGGACAAUCCACAUGGUCUUUUAGAAGAAAGUAAAUUCGCUACACUGUUUCCGAAAUACCGAGAACAAUAUCUAAAGGAGUGUUGGCCUUUAGUACAAAGAGUAUUAAAAGAACAUCACAUAAUAGCUGAAUUAGAUCUUAUAGAGGGAAGCUUAACAGUAAAAACAACAAGAAAAACUUGGGACCCUUACAUCAUUAUUAAGGCGAGGGAUUUAAUGAAAUUACUCUCAAGAAGCGUUCCAUUCGAACAAGCAGUGAGAGUCCUAGAUGAUGAAAUUGGCAGUGACAUUAUAAAAAUUAAUUCAUAUGUUCGAAAAAAAGAAACAUUUUUAAAAAGGCGCCAACGUCUAAUAGGUCCCAAUGGUGUAACUCUUAAAUCAAUUGAAUUGCUUACUGAAUGCUAUGUUCUAGUUCAGGGAAACACAGUGUCUGCAGUGGGUCCUUACAAGGGAUUAGUACAAGUGAGAAGAAUAGUUGAAGAUACUAUGAAAAAUAUACAUCCAAUGUACAAUAUUAAAAGUCUUAUGAUCAAGAGAGAGUUAAUGAAAGAUCCAAAGCUUAAAGACGAAAGCUGGGACCGAUUUCUUCCCAAGUUUAAAAGUAAAAAUGUUCCUAGGAAGCAACCUAAAAAUAAAGUUAAAAAGAAGCCAUAUACACCAUUCCCUCCACCUCAACCGGAGAGCAAAAUUGAUCGAGAGUUGGCCACAGGUGAAUACUUCCUUAAAGAUGAACAGAAGAAAGCCAAACAUCUCCAUGAUAAAGAUGAAAAACAAAUGCAAGCCAAGAAAGCAAGAGAAGAGAAAAGGAAAAAAGAUUUCAUACCUCCAGAGGAGAAAGUCAUUGUUGCAUGUAAACCUUCAGAAGAAUCUUCUAUUAAUAUUGACCAAUUUAAAGCCAAAAUGAAAAAGGUUUCAAAGCAAAACAAAUCUCUGACUAAGAAAUAACAGUGGAAUGUUUACAUUUUCUUUCUACAUAAUCCAUAUUAAUAUAAUAAAAUGUGAAAGUGUCUGUUAUCUGAUUACAAUCCAUUUAACUAACUUAGACAAACCCAGUACAGAGACAGCUUACAUCCCCAAGAUGGAUGAUGGACAUAAAUUAUUUUUCUAUCCUGGAAAAUCAAA
Messenger RNA from Maniola jurtina (meadow brown), 1334 nucleotides. It is a transcript of the gene dbe, whose product is annotated as KRR1 small subunit processome component homolog. Gene Ontology annotation, cellular component: small-subunit processome; nucleolus. Gene Ontology annotation, molecular function: RNA binding. Lineage: Eukaryota; Metazoa; Arthropoda; Insecta; Lepidoptera; Nymphalidae. Bases 126 to 1157 code for a protein of 343 amino acids. The transcript is spliced from 2 exons. The record is from RefSeq and is a predicted model, not a curated record.